Molecule: messenger RNA, 447 nt
Organism: Penicillium crustosum
Lineage: Eukaryota; Fungi; Ascomycota; Eurotiomycetes; Eurotiales; Aspergillaceae
Product: nuclear transport factor 2 family protein
Exons: 1
Coding region: 1-447 (148 amino acids)
Source: RefSeq, a predicted model, not a curated record
AUGGCAACCGUUGACUAUGAAUUGAUUCGCAAUGCGAUCGCUCAGUACUCUCUCGCCAUCGACCGAAAGGAAUACCAACAGCUCGCGAAAGGGUUCACGACAGAUGUUGUUAUGAAAUUUCCAGAACCUAUUGGUGCACUGAACGGCCUGCCAACUGUCAUUUCCGCUAUUGAAAGCGCACUUGAAAAUUUGACGACCCACCAUGCUUUAACGACUCAGACCGUUGAGUUGACCGACGAGAAGACAGCUUUGGCAACAACGUACUGCAUGGCUAUGCAUUUUGAUACUAAAAGUCAAGGAAAACGCAGUGUGACUGGAUGGGGAUCAUAUGAUGAUAAGUUGGUGAAGGGGAUUUACGAUGGCAAGGAGGACUGGCGCAUCGUGGAAAGGACAGUGCAUUUUCAUGUUCCACACACUGGAGAUGCGUCGCUACUCGGAUUAAACUAG